Molecule: messenger RNA, 3080 nt
Organism: Toxotes jaculatrix (banded archerfish)
Lineage: Eukaryota; Metazoa; Chordata; Actinopteri; Toxotidae
Product: cytokine-inducible SH2-containing protein-like
Exons: 3
Coding region: 226-870 (214 amino acids)
Biological process (GO): phosphatidylinositol phosphate biosynthetic process; intracellular signal transduction
Cellular component (GO): phosphatidylinositol 3-kinase complex
Molecular function (GO): 1-phosphatidylinositol-3-kinase regulator activity
Source: RefSeq, a predicted model, not a curated record
CACACACACUGGAUAUUUUCUCUUUUUCUAUCUUCUUCUUUUUUUUUUUAAAGCAACAAAUAGUUACAAGGAAUGUUUAUUUUUCGCCAUCAUCCGAGACUGUUCACUCGUGAUGUUUAAUUAUUUACAGUGAGAAUCUGAUGGAUGUGGCCUGGACUGUUUUUCAAACUGGUCGCAAUCAUUCCCUAUGAUUGUUCUUGAUUUAAGAUCUGCUGUCAGUCAGAAAUGGUGGCCCGGACAGUGACCAUUGUACACCAGGAGGAGCGAGCGGGUUCAUGCUGCCCACAUCCCUCUCCUCCACCUUGGGACCCAGCAGAGGACCUCCACUGCAUCACCACCACCUUCCAGUAUCUACAGACCUCAGGCUGGUACUGGGGCCCCAUCUCAGCGAGCGAAGCUCAGGCAGCUCUCCUGACAAAGUCGGAAGGUACGUUCCUGGUGCGGGACAGCAGUCACCCUCAGUACAUACUGGCCCUGUCAGUGAAGACCCGCUAUGGACCUACAAGUGUACGAAUAGAGUACAGCAGGGGCUUUUUUUGGCUGGACUCCAUCUCACCUGGUCUGCCUCACCUGCAGUCCUUCCCAGAUGUUCUCAGCCUCAUACAGCACUACAGGAGCUCAGGCCACACCACACAGGACCAGGCAUCUGAUGGCAUUCACCCCAAAACAAAGACCGACCCUGCCCUGCACACAGCCAAAGACAGUGGAGUCCCUCUGAAACUGAUGCACCCCUUACACAAACCAGAGGCCUUCCCUUCUUUGCAGCACCUGGCACGCCUCACCAUCAACAGAUACACGAACUGCCCAGACCAGCUGCCACUCCCAAAGCCUCUGCUGUGCUACCUGCAGGACUACCCUUUCCACAUAUGAGUGUCUCUGUCCCUCAGACACAAGACACAGAUCAGGGUCACACUCCAUGACCACAUACUGUGACCCUGGGACGGUUUGACACCCCAGGCAACAGAGACUGGCUCAGAGGGAGAAUAUUGUAAUGGUUCAUGUACAAUAAACCUCAGUGCGACCUCAUGGCUCAUGAAUGAGCUUAGUCUUACUAUAGCACUACUACUGUUCUCCAGAAUAAUAAUUUUUAUUAUUUUUAUAUGUUUCAGCUACUGUUAAUCCAUUUUAUUUCUACAAUUCCAGUAUGUAAGUUGUUCUUGUUUUUUUACCACCAGUAAGAGACUUAAAAGUUUUUGCAUGUUGUGAGAUCAGUGGUUUAAUUUUGGGCCCAAACUGUUCCAGCAGAGAUAAGAUUAGAAAUAAUUUAGGUUUUCGUCUCAGGACCUCUGUUUUUCCUCUGCUUUGGAGCUGGUUGCACAGCGAAAUGUUUAUUCACUGUUCACGAAACCAAUGAACCUGAUGAACCAUGGCUAAGCUAACAGUGAUCUCCUGCAACACUCGCAACUUCUGGGCAUCAUUACGGCCAUUGCAAGAAUCACACAAAAGCUUGUAAACAUGUCCUCACAUCCUAAUUGUUUUCCUGCACUUGCAUAAAAUCCAACCGAUUGUGGAGGGGGGAGCACGAGAGGUCUGUUCCCUGCUGAGUGUCAGUGUAAUUACUCUCUUCCCAUCAAAAUACAAUGAAGAAUUAGAAUAUUUGAGGCUACACUGACUGGAAGUGUUGUAACCAAUACUAUGAGUGUGGAUAGAUUGAGGUCAGGCUGACACUACAUUACAUUCAGACUGGAGGGCCACAGGUGACUGAAAUCAUUUUUAAAAAUAGAAUAAAAGACAGGGUUACAGUUUAUGUUUUGUAUUUCUUUAAUGUCCUUUACUAAAAUCAAAUAUCUUCCAUUUGAAGAAGUGAAUCUCACCAUCUUACGAACUCCUUACUCACUAGUAUGAAAAUCAAAGGCUGUUCGUGAAAUACUAUUGUUAGCUAUUAAAGGACAUCUGUUUACAAACUGGUGUUACUCUCAGAAGAGGAUUAUACAUGCCUAAGGAGAAAUAAACCUCAUAAAUGAUUUUUCUGUUUUUCCAAAGUGUGUUUUUCCUUUUCUCUGUUGAAUGACUGGUCAUUUGAACCUACUGUAAUGAUUUCUGUUUCAGCCCUGUUUGUUUGGCCUCCUGUCAUGUUCUGCCCGCACACCAGAUGUCCCCAAACUUUGUUCCUGUUUCCAAAUGAAAAUGUCCUCCCCUACAAAAAACACAACCCUGCGGUUCAUUUGUGCAGUCAAGCAGCUUAUUAUGACCCAUAGUUACGUUUUAUUGUUAGGUGACCUUAUGUGGUGGUAGACAUUAUUAGCGGAGGAAGUGAGGUGAUGGUGUAUAAAGAGAAAAUCAGCAUGGGGAGGAGGUCAGAGUGGAUGGAUGGGUCAGUAAAACACAGGGAGUGUAACACGGGACAGCUGUUCGCUUCCCAUUAGUAAUCAGUAAUCAUCAUUGUAUCUUUUGACCUGGACUUGUUCAACUACCUUAAAUGUGUAUUUAUUAUUGUAACCAUAACGACAAAGGUCCUCUAACCUUAAUGAAGAACUUAUUUUUGCCCGAACCACCAUCUUUCCUUAAACCUAACCAAGUAGAUUUUAUGCCUAAACCUACCCAAACCGUUACUAUUCCAUACAGUAAACUGCAUGCUUAUAUUAUAACCAUGACAACAAAGGUCCAAUACAACUGUGGCAGCUGAGUUGGAGGACUUGCUGUUCCAGAUCCACCUGCUCACCUGUUUUCUAUUUCCAAUCACCAGAACUUCCCCCACCUACCUACACUACUACCCCCCCCCCCCCCCCCCCCCCCCCCCCAAGUCAGUUGCCAGAUAAUUUGCUAAUAUCUCUAUGUGUCUUGCUUUCUGCUGCUCAUACUGUGGACUCUCAUUCCUGCUACCUGUAUGUUGUUACCUGUUGUGUACCUGCCUGCUUGCCUGUCUGUCCAUCCUUGCAGCCUCUAAGCUGGGAACACCCUGCCAGUGGUGCUCCAGUUGACGGUCUCCAUUAUGUCUGGUUCUUACCUGUUGGUGUGUCCAGCCCCUUGUCAGUGGUCGUGUACUCUGGACCCCAGCAUCCUUCUCUGCAUCCAGAGUAGCCCUGCCUUCGCCGACGCCCAUCGGAGCAGUUUCAUCUGUCUGUAGAAGAGGAUUAUAU